AUGGAAAUUAGAAGGCGUGCAGGUCCAUCAUUUCUCACAUACUGGAUAUUCUUAUUACAAAUGUUAGGGAGUGCUCGUCGUGGUGCAGAAGGACACGGCCGUCUAAUGGACCCGCCAGCGCGAAACUCUAUGUGGAGGUUCGGUUUCCCUAACCCCGUUAACUACAAUGACAAUGAACUGUUCUGCGGAGGAUAUGCCGUCCAGUGGGAACAGAACUCAGGACGGUGUGGUGUGUGUGGUGACGCGGAUCACCUCAACGAACCCCGGCCCCACGAGGCUGGCGGUAUGUACGGCAAGGGUAUCAUCACCAGACACUACAGCGUGGGACAGGAAAUAGACAUAGAAGUUGAAUUAACGGCGAAUCAUCUUGGUACGUUUAUCCUAAAGCUCUGCCCGAACAAUAACCCUAAACAAGAAGCUACUCAAGAGUGUUUUGACAGGUAUCCACUUUACAUAUCAGGUACUCGUGAGGAAAGGUUUAUGAUACCCUUGGACACAGCUAAGAAGGACACCUUCAGGUACAGGGUUCGGUUACCGCCGUAUGUUACCUGUACGCAGUGCGUCUUACAAUGGACUUACUAUACAGGUAACAUGUGGGGAAUAUGCCCCAACGGCACGGAGGCGGUCGGCUGCGGUCGCUCGGAGACGUUCCGGAACUGCGCGGACGUGAGCGUGGUGACGAGCACCGGCGGCCUCCCGCCCGCCUUCGCCGGCGACCUGCGCCGCGACUACCCCUUCCUGCUCUACUACCGCGACUACCGCAUGCCGCAGAACCUCUACCCGCUCGUCGUCAGCAACAGUUUAAAAGAUAUUGGGAGAGAGGCGGAUUUAGGUCCGCUCGUCAUUAGGGACCAAGUCUGUGUGCCAACUCAAGCCUACCGCGUUUUACCUGGAAUGUUAAGCUGGUGUCAGACCAACUGUCUGCGGUACCCUCCGAAUUGUCCAGAGAAUCUUUGUAAUUGCCCACAAGUGUGCGAGGCGGUCGGCGAGCUGGAAGGUCGGGAGGGCGCCGACGUGUACUGCAUGGACCAGUGCAUCGUGUACCCGCCGCGCUGCCCGGCCCGCAGGUGUCGCUGCUACUAGCGCGCCGCCAUCUUCACUUCAGACUGCGCGUUUCUUUAUAAUCAGAAAAUUUUGGGAGUCAAUCUGUUUUACAAUCGGAA
Messenger RNA from Melitaea cinxia (Glanville fritillary), 1163 nucleotides. RefSeq lists its product as uncharacterized. Bases 1 to 1083 code for a protein of 360 amino acids. The transcript has 9 exons. NCBI's taxonomy places the organism in Eukaryota, Metazoa, Arthropoda, Insecta, Lepidoptera, Nymphalidae. The record is from RefSeq and is a predicted model, not a curated record.